AUGCAUGAGAUGCUAUUUCCUGGUCUUAUUCUAACUGCAGUUGGUGGUGGAUGUUAUAUGUCAACUCUGGUCAAGGUACUGAGAUUACUAGGCAUAUCCAUGCAAUAUUAAAAAUAUCAAGCGAGGUUUUAUAUAGAAGAAAGGUUUACUGAUUCUUUCUACACGAUCUGUCAACAAUCUGUUCUCUAUUCCAGCAUAGAUUACUCAGCCAGGGAGGCGGUGAAGUAGAAAUAAGCGAAGUUGCCAUCAAGGUUGGCAUGGAUGGGUCUCCUCUAGAGAAUGUUCGUAAAUUUGAGUUAUUAGCGCUUCAUUUUCUUCACGAAACACAAACAAUGUUUGUACUUAAAUUUCAGGGGGAGCAGUGCUGGGAAUGGCGGAAAAUUGAUCAGCCAAGUGACGUGCACCUAUAAAUUAGGCCCUGUUUUGCUGUUGGGACAACCAACUGGCAGUACAUGGUAUGCGAAUGAGCAUGACGAAAAUGGAAGUGCUAAAUGUCUCAAGAAGACAACCAGUACCAAGGCUGGAGAUUAUAGUGGAUGGACAGCAAAUGGAACAAGCAAUAGCCUUCAGCCAGGUUGUAGCUAG
Molecule: messenger RNA, 585 nt
Organism: Paramuricea clavata
Lineage: Eukaryota; Metazoa; Cnidaria; Anthozoa; Malacalcyonacea; Plexauridae
Source: the annotation of a GenBank genome assembly